GAGAGGAGGAUGAAGCUAUUUCUGAUUGGAUUUAUUAUUUGGAUUGUUUUCAGUGCUUCUGAAAGCUCUGAAUAUGGAGUCUGUGGAGACAGACCCCUAGUGAAGGAUUUCCGUGGCUCCCGCGUGGUUGGGGGAAAGGAUGUGGAGCCCGGUGAAUGGCCCUGGACAGUGAGCAUCCAGAGGAAAAGCAACGGCAGAUAUUUCCAUCUAUGUGGCGGUGUCGUCCUGAAUGCUUUGUGGGUUCUGACAGCUGCCCAUUGCUUUAAGGAUCUCGGCAAUGACUAUUUCUCCUGGAGAGUUGUGUUUGGGAUGAACCAACUAACACAGAUGGGGAAAAAGGCUCAGAUCCGGACUAUAAAACAAAAGAUUCGGCAUGAGAACUACGAUCCUAAAAAAGAACGCAAUGACAUCGCCCUGCUCAAGUUGAAUAAGCAGAUCAAAUAUAAUGAUUACAUUCAGCCAGCGUGUCUCCCUGCCAAAGAAGCGAUUCUGAGUAAAAUGGAUGACUGCUUCAUCGCAGGCUGGGGUGUCCUCAAACACAGAUGUAAGCACAGCUUUAACUACAGUUUUUUUGGUGACAGUGGAGGGCCUCUGAUGUGCAAAGGACACAAAGCCAAGUUUUACAUGGUGGUCGGCAUCACCAGCUGGGGUCACGGCUGUGCCCGGAAGCAAAAACCUGGAGUUUACACCUCGACCCAGUUCUACCUCGAGUGGAUCUUUCAACAUCUCACCCAGGAGAAGAAACCUGGUUAAAAUUAGCCAAAAGACUUGGCAAAGCUGGCAUGAAGACCCAUUGAUUCUAGGGUGCUCCAGAAAUCAAAGAAUCCAUCGCAUCUGGGCCAUCUCCUUACGGGAGAGAAUAAGAACAUGUCAGCAAUAUUUAGGCUUGAUUCUGUAGAUUAGUGAACCAA
Spea bombifrons (plains spadefoot toad) is the source of this 911-nucleotide messenger RNA. RefSeq names its product acrosin-like. The transcript is spliced from 4 exons. NCBI's taxonomy places the organism in Eukaryota, Metazoa, Chordata, Amphibia, Anura, Pelobatidae. Gene Ontology annotation, molecular function: serine-type endopeptidase activity. The record is from RefSeq and is a predicted model, not a curated record. The coding region runs from base 10 to 753 and encodes 247 amino acids. Gene Ontology annotation, biological process: proteolysis; acrosome reaction.